UCUGAUCCCCCUGCCCGCCCCUCUGGCCCAGGCCCGAUAGCCAUGGCGGUGGAAGGAGGAAUGAAAUGUGUCAAGUUCCUGCUCUACGUUCUCCUGUUGGCCUUCUGCGCCUGUGCGGUGGGAUUGAUCGCGGUGGGCGUCGGGACCCACCUCAUCCUGAACCAGACCAUCACCCACGGGGCCACCCCUGGUUUCCUGCUGCCCGUGGUCAUUAUCGCAGUGGGUGCCUUCCUCUUCCUGGUGGCCUUUGUGGGCUGCUGUGGAGCCUGCAAGGAGAACUACUGUCUUAUGAUCACGUUUGCCAUCUUCUUGUCCCUUAUCAUGCUAGUGGAAGUGGCUGCAGCCAUUGCUGGCUAUGUGUUUAGAGACAAGGUGAGAUCAGAAUUUAAUAAGGACUUCCGGCAGCAGAUGCAGAAUUAUCCAAAAGACAACCAGACGGCAUCGAUCCUGGACGAGAUGCAGAAAGAAUUUAAGUGCUGCGGGGCUGCUAACUACACAGACUGGGAGAAGAUCCCAACCAUGACCAAUCGAGUCCCGGACUCCUGCUGUGUCAAUGUCACCAAUAACUGUGGGGUUAAUUUCAUCGUGAGGGACAUCCAUGUUGAGGGCUGUGUGGAGAAGAUUGCGGCCUGGCUGAGGAAGAAUGUGCUGGUGGUGGCUGCAGCGGCCCUGGGCAUUGCCUUUGUGGAGAUCCUGGGCAUUGUCUUAGCAUGUUGCCUUGUGAAGAGCAUCCGGAGCGGCUAUGAGGUGAUGUAGGGGGUCUGUCUCCUCAGCCCCCUCAUCCGGGGGAGUGGGGCAAUAUACGCCAGGUUUUUCAAUUAAACGGAUUAUUUUUUCAGACCCCAAA
This is a messenger RNA of Odocoileus virginianus texanus, 847 nucleotides long. NCBI's taxonomy places the organism in Eukaryota, Metazoa, Chordata, Mammalia, Artiodactyla, Cervidae. The record is from RefSeq and is a predicted model, not a curated record.